AUGAUUAUAGUUUUGAUAUUAUUCUCGAUUUUAUACAAUAUUGUAAUUGGAUUAGAUAGCAGUUUUCAGUUGAAAGUUCUUCCACUUUUAUCAAAAAGAAAUGAAUUAAAUCAAAACAUUUAUUAUACCGAUGCAACUAUUUUGCCAAGUUUCAGUAGGUUUUUUUGAAAAUUUGUGGAAAAUUAUUUGAAAAAGAUUCCUGAAACACGUUCCAAGAAAAUUUUCUCAAAUUUCGUAUUAAAAUGCAAAAAUUUCGAAAAAAAGGUAGGAAAAAUAGGGGAAAUUUUCUUGGAAAAACCAAAUUUGGGACAUUAUUCGGAUUUUCUGAAUUUUUCACGGGUAUUUCAAUUUUAAUAAUAAUUUUUAGGAUCUUCACAAUUUGAGAUUUCGGUUUCAAAUACAUCAUCUUAUGGUUUUUCAUAUCCUGAAAUUGAUUGUGAAGUUCUUGAUAUUUUAUGUCCUCAACUAAUUCAAAUAUUUCAUGUAAAUGAUCGCGGAACACCUCGAUUAAUGGCUUUGGCAGAUUUAGAAAAAGAUGAAAGUCUUGAAAUUAUUGAUGAAGCUGGAUAUAUUGGAAGUUGGCCAGGAUACUGUGGAACAUCUGAUGGAAUGCUUGUUGAAAUGUAUUCAUCAAUCACAAAAGGUUUAUAAAUAGUUUGAUUUUUUUCAAACAUUUUUGGGUUUUUCCAGAUUUCAUUUAUAUUACAACAAAUGAUCAACUCAAUGAAAUUCGAAAUAAUGAAAAUAAUCUAUUUUAUCAUCCAACAAAAGUAAUGGGAUAUCUUUUCAGCACUGAUAAUUCGAAAAGAAUUGUGUAUGUUUUACACUGUAUUUGUUUUGGGCUAAAAAUUGAAAAUUUUCAGAAAAUAUCCAUUCAACGCAAUUCGACCAUAUGAAAGUGGUGUUUUUGUAAGUUACAGUUUUUUUGGAAUUUUACAGGCUUAACAUUUUUACUCUGAGCAAUUUAUUAACUUUUUUAGUGAAAAUAUAUCAUAUUUAUUUGAUUUCAGAGAAAAUUGAGUGUAACACUUCGUCCAAUUCUUCGAAUAACAAAUGGCAAAAUUUCAGCGCAUACUGUAAAUGUUCAAGGAAAUCAAUAUUUAGAUGGUUUGUUUUGUGUUUUUCCUAAUUUGAAUAUGAAAAAAAGAAGUUUUCUCACAGGCUACACAAUUGAUAAAAUUUUGAAUAUUUCAUUGAUUGAUCGACAAGCUGAUUCAAAAGUUAUACAAAAUUCAUGCGGUAAAAUGAUACUUCUUUUUGAGACACACGAUGAAGAAAAUAGUUUGUUUGGAAAAAUGGAACUUCUAGAUACAGUAGUCUUUGUUUUUUCAGAUGCUUACCGUAUUCAAAAUAUUCGAAAUGGUGGAUUGGGUAGAAACGAGGAGGUUUGUCUGAAUUUCCUUGAAAAAAAUCUAGAUUUUAAUUUUAGACAGUCAAAGGAGCAGGUUAUGUUUUCACAGAAGAAUCAUCAGCGAAAAGAUGUUUGGGAGAUGUUAUUCCACUUUAUGAAUUUCAGAAUCCUGUAUGUUUCAGACCUUGUUGAAUAUUUUUAGAAAAACAAUUUCAGAAUAAUCAAGCUGAUUAUCAUUAUGUUGGUGGAUACGAAAAAGCAGAUAAUUAUAAAGCGAAAAAUUGGAAAAAUGGUAUUCUUCUCGGUUAUUCGACUUGGGGAAAUUUUGUGUUUGCAAAACAAUAA
Molecule: messenger RNA, 1696 nt
Organism: Caenorhabditis angaria
Lineage: Eukaryota; Metazoa; Nematoda; Chromadorea; Rhabditida; Rhabditidae
Source: the annotation of a GenBank genome assembly